UAGAGGAGGCAGGCUCAGCCAAUACUGCUGGAGCGGGAUAUUCGAAUAAGUUUCCUUCGGGACUGCGCUGAGCUUCGCCUUCUUACCCGGCGGUGGUGGCUAGUCUGAGAAGAAGUGGGGACCCGAGCUGUAGGUAGCCCUGCGGUCGGGCCCGGAUCUGGGAAUUCCUUCCACCCCCUUUUCCUUUGCAAGAUGUCAGAGAAGGAGAAUGCCCAUCUAGGAUCUUACAGCACAUCCUUGCAUCAUUCCAGCCUGAAUGCCCUACCCCUGAGGAUACUUCGGAAAGAGCUAGCCACUCCCUCUUCAACCCUCCUCAUGAAUCGUUCCAGAGCUGUUCUAGAGCCUUCAAGCACCCAGCCAGCAGCUGUACCUGGCAGGAUAGGAGUGGAUAGCAGCAAUGUGAAAUUGAACCUCCCAGUGCGUCAAUUCAAAAUUGAUGACUUUGAAAUUGGGCGGCCGCUGGGUAAGGGCAAGUUUGGGAAUGUGUACCUGGCUCGGGAAAAGAACAGCCAGUUCAUUGUGGCACUGAAGGUUCUCUUCAAGUCUCAGAUGGAGAAGGAGGGUGUAGAACACCAGCUUCGAAGAGAGAUUGAGAUCCAGUCUCAUCUUCGGCACCCCAACAUCCUUCGCCUCUACAAUUACUUUCAUGACCGUAGUCGGGUUUACCUGAUUCUGGAAUAUGCACCUCGGGGUGAACUCUACAAGGAACUGCAGAAGAGCCAUACAUUUGACCAGCAACGCACAGCCACGAUCAUGGAGGAGCUAGCAGAUGCCUUGAUCUACUGCCACGGGAAGAAAGUGAUUCACAGAGACAUUAAGCCUGAGAAUCUACUUAUGGGACUUCGAGGAGAGCUCAAGAUUGCUGACUUUGGCUGGUCUGUCCAUGCUCCCUCCCUUAGGAGGAAAACAAUGUGUGGGACCCUAGACUAUCUUCCCCCUGAAAUGAUUGAAGGACGUACACAUGAUGAAAAGGUGGAUCUUUGGUGCAUUGGAGUGCUGUGCUAUGAGCUAUUAGUGGGAAAUCCUCCCUUUGAAAGCUCCUCUCACAGUGAGACCUAUAGACGGAUCACCAAGGUGGACCUGAAAUUCCCUUCAUCUAUGCCUUCUGGAGCCCAGGACUUGAUCUCUAAGCUGCUCAGGCAUAACCCCUCAGAGCGACUUCCCCUCACUCAGGUCUUGGCGCACCCCUGGGUGCAGGCCCAUUCCCGGAGAGUGCUUCCUCCUUGUUCCUCCCGUCCUGCCCACUGAAUCCUAUCUUAGGUAUAGAUUUAUGUAUGUUUUGUAUGUUGAAGGGAAAUGAAGUCAGAGGAAGGUAGAUCCCUGGCUUCUUUCUCUGUCAUUAUUUCCUCUAAACUGAAAGACUAUUUAAU
Molecule: messenger RNA, 1370 nt
Organism: Vombatus ursinus (common wombat)
Lineage: Eukaryota; Metazoa; Chordata; Mammalia; Diprotodontia; Vombatidae
Gene: AURKB
Product: aurora kinase B
Exons: 9
Coding region: 193-1248 (351 amino acids)
Biological process (GO): protein phosphorylation; regulation of cytokinesis; mitotic spindle organization
Cellular component (GO): spindle midzone; chromosome passenger complex; spindle microtubule
Molecular function (GO): protein kinase activity; ATP binding
Source: RefSeq, a predicted model, not a curated record